Striga asiatica is the source of this 1748-nucleotide messenger RNA. The record is from the annotation of a GenBank genome assembly. Lineage: Eukaryota; Viridiplantae; Streptophyta; Magnoliopsida; Lamiales; Orobanchaceae.
GCUUUUUUCCCCCAUAAAACAAACUUUCCUCGCCUUCACAAAAACGCCACCGCACAAGCAAAGCACAAACAGAAUCUCCGAAUAUUCCGGCGAAUCUUCUCCUUCCGCCGCCCCCUUUCCCACCAGUUCCCACAUGGAAAAAGAGCCACUUCUCUCACACAUCCCCUGGAAAACCCAACCGCCACCACCGCCGCCGCCACUCCGCCUCCCACCCGAAAACGAGAGACCCAUUUUUAGCUCCGAGGUUGACUCAUCAUCCCAGCUCCAAACUCCCAUCCCCUCGCCGGAAAUUCGCGCCAACGAAAGACUACAUUCCGAUUAUCGAUUUCCCAAUCUCGACACAGAAAUUCAACACCACCCUCGGUUGGUCCACCCUAACCACUCCGCCGCCAAGACCAGUCUCCGCAGGUCCAAAACCGCGCCGGCCAUGGUCAACAUCAACGAAAUCGACCAACAAUUUCCACCGCCCAAGCCGCCGCAAUUCGGUAAGCCAUCGAUCGUUAGACAGGGGGUUUUGCUCUUGAUUCUGUAUUUGAGCCUCGGCGUGCUCAUAUACUCAUUCAGUAAGGAAAAUUUUAGGGGAAACGAAACCCAUCCUGUUGUUGAUGCUCUGUAUUUCUGCAUAGUCACUAUGUGCACUAUUGGGUAUGGCGAUAUAACCCCUGAUAGUACAGCCACAAAGCUUUUCUCGAUCGCUUUCGUGCUCGUGGGCUUUGGUUUUAUCGACAUUUUGUUAACUGGGAUGCUUAGCUACACGCUUGAUUUGCAGGAGAAUUAUCUGUUGAGGACUAUCAAGGGAUCUUAUAUAAUUGAUGCAAAAAAGGGAAGAAUGAGGAUACGAAUGAAGGUCGGAUUAGCUUUAGGUGUUGUGGUUCUCUGUAUAGGAAUCGGGGUUAUGUUUAUGUAUUAUGUCGAGAGGCUCGGCUGGUUAGACUCGUUGUACUUGUCGGUUAUGUCCGUGACUACAGUUGGAUAUGGUGACCGGGUUUUUAAUUCAUUGGCUGGUCGAGUGUUUGCGGCCGUUUGGCUUCUUGUUUCGACUCUUGCUGUUGCUAGGGCUUUUCUUUACUUGGCCGAGGCUCGAGUUGAUAAAAGGCAUAGGAUGAUGGCUAAGUGGGUGCUCAGCCAAGAUAUGACUGUGGAGCAGUUUCUUGCAGCUGAUACUGAGAACAAUGGGUUUGUGAGUAAAUCGGAGUAUGUAAUCUACAUGCUGAAGGAGAUGGGCAAAGUUUCAGAGAGAGAAAUCUUUCAAAUUUGUAAACAGUUUGAAAGAUUGGAAUCUGGCAAUUGCGGGAAAAUCUAUCUAGCCGAUCUCAUGGAAGGUCAUCGAUGAGUGAUGAUCGAGAAAGAGAAGAAGCAUUUGCCUUUCAAGAGCUCGAUUUUGUCAAUUCCUUAGAUUUAAUAAGAAAUUAACUGGCUAUCGAUUAUCUGUCAUCUGAUUCUUUAGGUAAGUGUGUUUGCAAACAAGAAAAGAAGAAAAAAGGGGAAAAAAUGGCGACAAAUCCAAAAGCACAAAGUGUUUGCAAACACUGCCUUUUUGUUUGAGAAUAUAUGUGAAGUUGAAUUCAUUUUGCAACUGUGAUAUGGUUUGGGCCUUUUUGCAGGCUAAAUUGUAUGGUUGGCCCAAAUGUGAUUAGCUUGUAUAGAAAUGUAAACUAAUAUUAUUGUGUUGAUCUACGAGUGGGAAAAUAUAUUUCUCCAUGGGCCAUUGGCCAUAUCACUAUGUAUAGACAUAUGCAAAGUCAUUU